Humulus lupulus (European hop) is the source of this 2231-nucleotide messenger RNA. Its product is annotated as protein decapping 5. Gene Ontology annotation, cellular component: P-body. Gene Ontology annotation, molecular function: mRNA binding. The record is from RefSeq and is a predicted model, not a curated record. The transcript has 8 exons. Gene Ontology annotation, biological process: cytoplasmic stress granule assembly; P-body assembly. NCBI's taxonomy places the organism in Eukaryota, Viridiplantae, Streptophyta, Magnoliopsida, Rosales, Cannabaceae. Bases 138 to 1937 code for a protein of 599 amino acids.
UGAUAUUAGGAUCUUCCCCCUUUUCCAAAAAAAAAAAAAAAAAAUCCAAUAAUCACAAACCCUAAAAAUCCUGUAUCUUCUCCAUUCUGUCUCUCUAUAUUGUAUAUCCAUGCUUUGAGUUUUCGGCUCGCAAGGCUAUGGCUACCGAAAGUGCUUCGCGAUCGAGCUCAGCAGCCGAUUCGUACAUAGGGAGCUUAAUAAGUUUGACUUCCAAGAGUGAGAUCAGAUAUGAAGGCGUUCUUUACAACAUCAACACUGAAGAGUCCAGUAUUGGACUCAGAAAUGUACGUUCCUUUGGAACAGAAGGAAGGAAAAAGGAUGGUCCACAAAUUCCACCAAGUGAUAAAGUCUAUGAAUAUAUACUAUUCCGUGGAAGUGACAUCAAGGAUUUGCAGGUCAAAUCUUCUCCACCUGCUCAGCCUGCUCAACCUUCCCCACCAAUUAACAAUGAUCCAGCUAUCAUUCAGUCUCACUAUUCUCGCCCAGUUACCUCAUCUUCAAGCUUGCCAUCAGCUGUUACUGGGCCUUUGCCUGAUAUUGGUUCCCAUACAGCACAAUUGGGACUCACCGGGUCAAAUUUUCAAGGUGGGUUGCCUUUGUAUCAACCUGGAGGGAAUUUAGGUUCAUGGGGAGCUUCCCCUCCCCCACCAAGUGCAAAUGGUGGUGGGCUUGCUAUGCCAAUGUACUGGCAAGGAUAUUAUGGCCCUGCAGGUGGGCUUCCUCAUAUGCACCAACAAUCUUUACUGCGGCCACCACCUGGGUUAUCAAUGCCUUCUUCCAUGCCGCAGCCAAUGCCAAUGCCAUACCCUAAUUUUAAUCUUCCUUUAGCAAACGGAGCCCCAAGCUUGCCCGAGGCUCCUCCUUUGCUUUCUGCUGCUACUACUAGCUCCCCUAGUUUAACCUCAACUUCUGCUACACCUUCAACUUUGCCAUCAAUUCUGCCAGCAGUACCUCCAAGUUCAUUAGCUUCUGAACCAUUAUUGAGUUCAGUGUCUAACAAGACGCCAAAUUCUUCAAUCUCUGCUUCCACCUUUAAUGCUGGCUUGCCAUCGCUGUCUCCUUUGACUACAAGUUCAGAUUUAAGUACUAUUCUACCACCAACAUCUAACAAGCCUACUCCAAUUUCUGGUCAAACUUUGACAUACCAAACUGUUUCUCAGUCCACUUCCUCCAUUGUUGGACCAUCCACUUCUGUCCGCACGGAAGCACCAGCACCUCUACUGGUUACUCCUGGUCAGCUGUUACAGUCUAGUCCUGCUACAGCUUCAUCACCUCAGCCAUCACAAACUGUCCAUAAGGAUGUUGAGGUUGUUCAAGUACCAGCAUCAUCCUCAGAAGGCUCACUGCCAAUUCUGCCAGAAGCUCAACCCCCAAUAUUGCCAUUACCCACACCUGCACGAGCUGGUUAUAAGCCAAAUGGACCUCCUUUCCAAAAUCAACAACAUGGUUAUCGGGGACGUGGAAGAGGACGAGUAACUGGGGGUUCACGUCCAGUGGCAAGAUUCACUGAAGAUUUUGAUUUCAUGGCAAUGAAUGAGAAGUUCAACAAGGACGAAGUCUGGGGCCAUCUUGGCAAGAAUAGUAAAUCUUCAAACACAGAAGGGAAUGGAGAAAUCAGUGAUGAAGAUGAUACUCAAAAUAUUGAUGAUGCUGAGUUAUCUAAGCUUGAAUCCAAGCCUGUAUACAAUAAAGAUGACUUCUUUGAUUCUCUUUCUUCCAAUGCACUUGAUAAUGAGUCGCAUAACGGAAGGCCCAGAUACUCCGAGCAAAUGAAGAUUGACACUGAGACUUUUGGUGAAUUUUCAAGGUAUCGAGGUGGUCGAGGUGGCCGUGGUCCUGGACGUGGUGGCCGUGGUCGAGGUGGCGGUUACUACGGAAGGGGAUACGGCUACAAUGGAAGAGGCCGUGGGCGUGCCAUGCCCAGUCGUGCACAGUAGCUUGUUCCAUAUUAUGAAAGUCUGUAGGCAGGUGGUUAAACCUCUAGGCCAGUUGCCACCAGAACAAUGAAAUCAUUUAGGGCCGCAUGUUGUGUUUCUAUUUUUAUUUUAUAAUAUGUUUUUGCUUGUCCAAAAAAAUAAAUAGAGGGAUAUAUUUUUCUUGUUCUUGUUUUAUUAUCUGUUUUUUUUCAAUAUUCUUUUCUUGUAUUUUUAUUUCUCAUUUUAGCUGUUCUUGUAUGGUUCUAGUGAAGAUUAAAUAUAUAAGAUAAGUAAAUGCUUUUAGCAGUUUUAGCA